CAGAUAUAGUGAAUGCAGGGUCCAGGGAGAGCGGAUAUAGUGAAUGCAGGGUCUGGGGAGAGCAGAUAUAGGAGACCAGAUGUAGUGAAUGCAGGGUCCAGGGAGACCGGAUAUAGUGAAUGCAGGGUCCGGGGAGAGCAGAUAUAGUGAAUGCAGGGUCCGGGGAGAGCGGAUAUAGUGAAUGCAGGGUCCAGGGAGACCAGAUAGAGUGCAUGCAGGGUCCGGGGAAAGCGGAUAUAGUGAAUGCAGGGUCCGGGGAGACCAGAUAUAGUGAAUGCAGGGUCUGGGGAGACCAUAUAUAGUGAAUGCAGGGUCCGGGGAGACCGGAUAUAGUGAAUGUGGGGUCCGGGGAGACCGGAUAUAGUGAAUGCAGGGUCCGGGGAGACCAGAUAUAGUGAAUGUGGGGUCCGGGGAGACCAGAUAUAGUGAAUGCAGGGUCCUGGG
Molecule: messenger RNA, 444 nt
Organism: Staurois parvus
Lineage: Eukaryota; Metazoa; Chordata; Amphibia; Anura; Ranidae
Source: the annotation of a GenBank genome assembly